GCCUCUAGUUGGCAUGGCCAGUUCUGUCAUGCGGAGGGCAUCACCCAGUCGUACACCCGGCCGGACUCCCCACACCAGAAUGGGUUCGCUCAACGACGCAGCGGUUUGGUCACGGAGGUGGCUCGUACUUCCAUGAUCCAUUCCAGUGCACCCCAUUUUCUGUGGUCGUUCGCUGUUCGCUACGCCGCUCACCAGCUUAACCUCUGGCCGCACUCCCAGCGGCCACAUGUUUUGCCGACCCUUCUUUGGACCGGGCUCUCUGGUGACGCGUCUGCGUUCCACGUUUGGGGCUGCCUUGCUCACGUUCGAGCCUCUGGCACGGACAAGCUCACUGCUUGCACUGUUCCCUCUGUCUUCCUUGGUUUCCCGCUUGACACGUCUGACAGGCACUUUUACCACCUGCCUUCUCACCGCUUCUUGCACUCGUGUGACGUCAUUUUUGACGAGUCUGUCUCCUUCUACCACCGCUUUCCCCACCGAGGUCUCCCGGUAUCACCGCCCCUGUUUUUUGUUCCCACUCCCCCAGUAGCCCCUGCCCCUCCCCCUCCCUGUCCUGCCCUAUCUGGUGUGUCGCACGUCACUCCCCUCCCGUCGCUUGUCCCGGUUGAAGAGUCGGCUGACUCCUGGCGUUGGUUUCACCGCCUGCCUCUGCCCCAGUGUCCCCUCCUCCGCUGCCGCUGCCGCCGCAGCAGCAGCAGCCGUCGCCGCCGUCUCCACCGCAGCCGCAGCAGCCGCCGGGGUUCGCGAGUUCUGGGGGUGCGGUCGUUAGGGAGGGUGCUAGUCCUAGGGUUACUGGCGUGGCUUGUCUCGGUGGUCUCGGGGGUGGCACCGGUGCUGGAGAGGUUUCUCGUUCUGCGGGUGUUGGAGUGGAGUGUCCUGGAGGUAGCCGUUGUGCAGCUGGAGGUUCAGGUGUCGGCGUGAAAUAGCAGUAGCAGCCAUAGUCGCCGCGAGUGUCCACCCUUCGCCUCCUCGGUCUUCCCUACCCUAAUUCCCCACCUGCGCCUCUCCUACCGCCACCUCCCCUGCCUGUUCACGACCCUGUUUUUCCUCCGCCAACCUCGUCUCCGGCUCAUUUCUCCCCUUGUUCUGCUCAUGUGUCUCCUCCCCUGUCUCCUGACCCGACGCUCCCGUCUCACGUAUGGUCUCGCCGUCCCUCCCGUGCUCGUCUGGCCUCUUCUGUUCAGCGCUCCCACACUAUAUUACUUCGCUCCCACCCAUCUCGUCCUCCCCUCCUCCGAUCGCCUCUUUCGUCGUCGCUUGUUGUCGCUCCGCAUCCUUUGUCUCAUCACUUCGUGCUCCUAGUCCUCUUGUUCCUCGUGUCUUGGCCUCCCUUGUUACCGACCCGGCUGUUCCUGUCUCGAGCCUUGACGCGCUUGUCGCUGCCGUCGCUGACUUCGCCUCUACCCGUCACCUUGACAAUGCCACCACUGUGGUCUCUGACCCUGUCCGUCCUCCGUCCGUCAGAGGUGCUCCUGCCCUUGGCAGUGACGUCCAAGAGGACCGGUAGUAGGAGCUCGCUUUGUUGUCCGAGGCCGCGCCUCAACUCUGCUCAGUGCUGCUAGUCCCUGAGGGAGACCAAGACGACUUUGUCAUCCUGACCGCUCACACUUACGCGGAGGCGACCUUGGGACUCUCUGCCUCUCAGUGGAUAGUUUCCAUGGACGCGGACAUGGCAUCUUGGAGAUCCACCAGCAUCUACGUCGACGCAGUUCCCUCACCUUGGGUGAAUGUAGUCGAUGGCCGGUGGCUCUUCAAGGUGAAGCGCCCUCCCGGAGAGCCGCCGGUGUUCAAGACGCGCUAUGUUGCUAGAGGCUUUAAUCAGUGCGAGGCUGUUGACUUCUUCCAGACCUUCGCCCCGACCCUAAAGAUGAAUACUCUUCGUGCGCUACUACACGUAGCUCCACAACGUGACUACGAGCUGCACUCACUUGACUUCUCCACAGCGUUUCUUCAAGGUGUACCUGCGUCGCUUGCCAGGCUUCACUGGCACCUUCGUCCCAGGGACCCAAUGGCUCCUCCGACGUCCGGUUUAUGGCCUGCGGCAGGCGCCGCGCGAGUGGCACGACACGCUGUGUGCUACACUUGCUGACCUCCAAUUCUUUCCCUCGUCUGCAGACCCUUCACUGUUCGUUUGUGCUGGCCAGACCUCGUUCUACAUCAUGGUCUACGUAGACGACCUGGUCUUUGCUUCUGCAGACUGAGACGCACUGGCCACCGUGAAGGCUGAGCUGCUGAGGAGACACACCUGCACUGACCUGGGAGAGCUACGCCGCUACCUUCUGGGUACAGAGCAGCGCGCACCAUCUCUCUGAUUUCAAAGGUUCGGCUUCUGGUCUCCUCUGCACAGCCCACACCAAUGCAAGUAGAUUACAGGCUCUCUGCUCCAGUCCCUGAGGAGUCUAUAGAGCCUAGUGGUCCUUACACAAAACUCGUGGGGUGCCUCAUUUACCUGAUGACUUGCAUUCGUCCAGAUCUCGCAUACCCCCUCAGCAUCCUGGCUUGCUUUGUGGCCACAGGCAGACAUCGACCGCUAAGAGGGUUUUGCGUUAUCUAGCAAGUACAUCGGGCAUUGGGCUAGUGCUAGGAGGACAAAGGCCGGUGGUCCUUACUGGGCACACUAACGCUUUGUGGGCACACGACGCUGAGACACUCAGGUCCUCCCAGGGCUACAGCUAUAGCCUUGGUGCAGGAGCUGUCUCGUGGCGGUCCACUCGUUCGUCGUCUGUUGCCCAGUCUAGCUGUGAGGGUGAGAUCUACACAGGUGCCAUGGCGGCACAGGAGCUCCACUAGUUGACCUUCUUGCUCACAGACUUAGGUGAGCGGCGUAGCUCUGCCUCGGUCCUGUACGCUGACAACAGUGCCAUGAUCCUCCUAUGUCAAGAGCCUCGACUGGAGGGCAGAGCGAAGCACAUCCAGCUGUGGUACUUCCUCCUGCGCAAGCCGCAGCAGCGUUGCCAGGCCCGCGUAGUACACUUGGCAUCCGAUGCUAACACAGCUGAUAUCUUUACGAAGGCGCUUGCGCCUAAAGAUCAUCAGAGGCACUGUUCACAGCUUGGUCUAGUUCCUGUAGCUUCUCACUUGCUUGGUCCUUGAUUGUGUACUCCUUUUAUAUUAUCUUGACAAGCCUUGUGGCCCUGUUCCAGUGGUUGGACUAGUAGUGCCGCCUUGGAUUACACUUGUUUCGUCUGUACUCAUGCUGACUGGUCUUCGGACCCUUACCCCAGA
Messenger RNA from Closterium sp. NIES-67, 3225 nucleotides. The record is from the annotation of a GenBank genome assembly. Lineage: Eukaryota; Viridiplantae; Streptophyta; Zygnematophyceae; Desmidiales; Closteriaceae.